UCAUAAUCUAACCCAAUCGUAGUGACUCAAGCAACCACUACACCUGCGACUGGCAAGGUUUCUUCCCAUACAUACUUAAGAAGAUAUCAGGGCUCGAUCGCGCAUCAGUUUACCUUUCCUUUCUCGAAUCCUGCGUCCUUGUUCCCCCACAAUGGCUGCGACUUCCUUUGUCAUCAGGACGCCCUGUUCUUCCGCCAAUAUCGGACCUGGCUUCGAUGUGAUCGGUCUGGCAUUGUCACUGUACAUGGAGCUCCAUGUCACAGUUGAUCCCUCAAAACCGUCGCAGCAACCACUCAACUGCCUCAUUACUUAUGACGACCAGAGCAACAGUUCCGAGAAGAUCAGCUUGGACCCGGAGGUGAACCUGAUCACCCGCGUAGCACUAUACGUACUUAGAUGCCAUAACCAGAGGGCAUUCCCUGCUGAGACCCGUGUGCACAUCGUAAACCCGAUCCCUCUGAGUCGGGGUCUCGGUUCGUCGGGCACUGCUGUUGUGGCUGGUGUAGUGCUCGGAAAUGAGGUAGGUAAGCUUGGUCUCAGCAAGGAAAGGCUUUUGGAUUACUGUUUGAUGAUCGAACGACACCCCGACAAUGUCGCUGCCACUCUCUUCGGAGGCUUUGUUGGCACCUAUCUUAACGAGCUCGCGCCUGAAGAUGUAGCGCGCAAGGAGAUCCCUCUCAGUGAAGUCCUUCCCGCUCCAGCUGGUGGCAUUGACACCGGAAAGAGGCCCCCUGAGCCCCCUCUUGGAAUCGGCCAUUACAGAAAAUUCCAGUGGGCCAAAGAAAUCAAGGCGAUUGCCAUCAUCCCCGACUUUGUGGUACCGACGGCCAAUGCCCGAAAUGUCUUGCCCGCGUCGUAUUCGAGAGCGGACGUUGUCUUCAACCUCCAACGCGCUGCCUUGCUCCCUGCCGCUUUGGGCAGCUCUCCGCCGGAUCCAGAUACCAUCUAUCUGGCCAUGCAAGAUAAGGUCCACCAACCAUACAGACAGACUCUUAUCCCCGGCUUGACGGAAAUCCUUCAAUCAAUGAACCCACGUACGCAGCCAGGUCUCCUCGGAAUCUGCCUGUCAGGUGCGGGGCCGACCAUCCUGGCCCUGGCAACAGAUCGAUUUGAGGAAAUUGCAGAGCGCAUCAUCUCUCGUUUUGCUUCCAACAACAUCGCCUGCCAGUGGAAGCUGCUCGAGCCCGCUCAAGAGGGCACCACUGUGCAAUACUAGAGGUUCAAUUCCGGUUGCAAUAAGCUGAAGCUACCUCAAGGAGUACUGGAAUGGGGAGGCGGGGAUGGAGAUGACCGCUAUUCUCGAUGAACAUGGGUCCAUAGACAAGAGCUUGGGAGACCCGGUGGAUAGAACAAAAGUGACUCUAGUUACCUCUCAUGUUUACAUAUCCCCGUCUUUUUCUCUCAUCGGCCUCUAGAAUGUCAAUUCGGAAAUCCAAAUCAACAGAUCAUGUCUCAGCGAACUCUAAGGUGUUGAAGCACCGCCUUGUCUACACACCAAUAGACUGAAGUGGGGCAGACAUCUGGU
This is a messenger RNA of Aspergillus ibericus CBS 121593, 1525 nucleotides long. RefSeq names its product homoserine kinase. Lineage: Eukaryota; Fungi; Ascomycota; Eurotiomycetes; Eurotiales; Aspergillaceae. Gene Ontology annotation, biological process: L-threonine metabolic process. The coding region runs from base 152 to 1216 and encodes 354 amino acids. The record is from RefSeq and is a predicted model, not a curated record. The transcript has 3 exons. Gene Ontology annotation, molecular function: homoserine kinase activity; ATP binding.